Messenger RNA from Acanthisitta chloris (rifleman), 991 nucleotides. RefSeq names its product hydroxyacylglutathione hydrolase (gene HAGH). Gene Ontology annotation, molecular function: hydroxyacylglutathione hydrolase activity. Gene Ontology annotation, biological process: glutathione metabolic process. Lineage: Eukaryota; Metazoa; Chordata; Aves; Passeriformes; Acanthisittidae. Gene Ontology annotation, cellular component: mitochondrion. The transcript has 8 exons. Bases 83 to 865 code for a protein of 260 amino acids. The record is from RefSeq and is a predicted model, not a curated record.
CUCAGGUCCAGCGCAGCUGAGGGUUCUCUUCCUGCACACGGCGCACGAGCGGAGGGACUCAAAGACCAUCACACAAGCCAACAUGAAGGUGGAAAUCCUCCCAGCACUCACAGACAACUACAUGUACCUCCUCAUCGAUGAGGAAACCAAGGAGGCAGCCAUAGUUGACCCUGUGCAGCCCCAGAAGGUUUUGGAUGCAGUGAAGAAGCACGGCGUGAAGCUCACCACUGUCCUCACCACCCACCAUCACUGGGACCAUGCAGGAGGCAAUGAGAAGCUUGUGAAGAUGGAGACAGGGCUGCACGUCUACGGGGGAGACAGCAGGGUCGGAGCUCUGACACAGAAAGUGUCUCACCUCACAGCUCUCAAGGUGGGAUCUCUUAAUGUGAAAUGCCUCUGUACGCCAUGUCACACUUCUGGACACAUCUGUUAUUAUGUGACUAAGCCAAAUAGCUCCGAGCCACCUGCAGUUUUUACAGGUGACACCCUGUUCGUGGCUGGGUGUGGCAAGUUCUUCGAGGGAACCCCAGAGGAGAUGUACAGAGCUCUGAUUGAGAUCCUGGGCAGUCUGGACCCAGAAACGAGAGUUUACUGUGGUCAUGAAUACACCAUAAACAAUCUCAAGUUUGCGCGACAUGUUGAACCCAACAAUCCCAGUAUCCAGGAGAAGCUUGCAUGGGCCAAGGCAGUGUAUGACACAGGAGAGCCCACCAUACCCUCUACCAUUGCAGAGGAGUUCACCUACAACCCCUUCAUGAGAGUGAGGGAGAAGACAGUCCAGCAGCACGCAGGGGAGACCGACCCUGUGCGAACCAUGGGAGCCAUCAGGAAAGAGAAGGACAACUUCCGAGUCCCCAAGGACUGAGCACUGCCUGCAUCACCUUAAUCUCAGUUUCAGUGUCACUUAGACUGUUCAGAUGUUUUUAGGAGUCAAACCUUUCUGUUGUGGUCGAGACAGUUACAUUUAGGGUUUUAUUUUGUUCUGAUUAAG